Messenger RNA from Podospora anserina S mat+, 564 nucleotides. RefSeq lists its product as uncharacterized. Gene Ontology annotation, biological process: translational termination. Gene Ontology annotation, cellular component: mitochondrion. The record is from RefSeq and is a predicted model, not a curated record. Gene Ontology annotation, molecular function: translation release factor activity. NCBI's taxonomy places the organism in Eukaryota, Fungi, Ascomycota, Sordariomycetes, Sordariales, Podosporaceae. The transcript has 2 exons. The coding region runs from base 1 to 564 and encodes 187 amino acids.
AUGCCCUCAAGACCUAAACCACCCCCCGAAUCCGAAAUCGAAGAGUCCUUCCUCAAGGGGUCAGGCCCGGGUGGUCAGAAAAUCAACAAAACCAACUCGGCCGUCCAGAUAAAACACCUCCCAACCAACAUCGUAAUCAAGUGCCAAGCCACCCGCUCCCGCUCCCAAAACCGCAAGAUAGCCCGCGACAUCCUCGCCGAGCGCCUCGACGAGCUCUACAACGGUUCCCAGUCCCGGGUCGCCAUCGUCGGCAGCGUCAAGAAGAAAAGGGCCGACAGUGCCGCAAAGAAAUCCCGAAGAAAACACAGGAAACUGGCUGAGGAAAAGGCCAGGGCUGCCGGGUUGACUUUGCCAGAGACAAAACAGGUUCAAGAGGGAGAGGAAGUGGACGAGGAGGAGUUCGAGUGGGAGGUUGUGGAUGAGGAAUAUCACGACGAGUCCAACGAAAUAGAGACACCUGGCACCAAGUCGGAGACGGUAAAAGUCGACGGCAACGGUCAUGAUCUAAAAGAACCACCUGUGGACAGACAAGCAGUCAUACAAAAUAAACAAGACAAUCCAUAA